Molecule: messenger RNA, 6011 nt
Organism: Gallus gallus (chicken)
Lineage: Eukaryota; Metazoa; Chordata; Aves; Galliformes; Phasianidae
Gene: ABI3BP
Product: ABI family member 3 binding protein
Exons: 56
Coding region: 94-4737 (1547 amino acids)
Biological process (GO): positive regulation of cell-substrate adhesion; extracellular matrix organization
Molecular function (GO): protein binding
Source: RefSeq, a predicted model, not a curated record
GUCACAGAGAGAACCGUUCCCUUAAAUGCAGCUGCAGUACUUUGGUGUGAUACCUGUCAGAAUCAUUCACAGUGCGAGCUUGGGUUUGUAACCAUGAUGCCAAGAUUGGUGCUUCUCCUUUUCUGUGGAUAUAUUGCAGUAAACCUGGGAAGUACUCAGAAAUUGCCCAGAGUGAAAAGACAGAGUCUGAAAAUUCAGAUCAAUGCAACAGAUGACACUGUUUGCAUGAGGUAUCUUCGACCAAGCCAAAACACCAAACUUGAAGGUUUUGUCCUGGGUUAUGGAAGCAGCUUCUUCUCUAAUCAGUACAUUCCUUUACCUUCGGAAGGAAACACCUACAUAAAUGAACUUGACGCAGAGCCACGGUAUUUGGUUUCAGUGAGACCAGCACGUGUUUCAAACAACAAGAAAUCUUGUUCAGGUCGGAACAAGAAUCAGAAGCCUCUGCAGCUGGUAGUUGGCACUCUCACCCCAACUUCUGUGUUCCUCUCUUGGGGCAUCCUAGUCAAUCCUCAGCAUGACUGGACAGCAACAAGUAACUGUGCUAGCGACAGGUUCUACACGGUUCGCUACAGAGAAAAGGAUAAAGAAAAGAAAUGGGUUUUUCAGCUUUGCCCAGUUACAGAAACAGUGGUGGACAAUCUGAAGCCAAACACACUUUAUGAAUUUGGAGUUAAAGACAACAUGGAGGAUAGCAUCUGGAGCAAGACUUUCAAUCAUAAGACAGUUCUGUCUAAUAAAAAAGUAAAUGGACAACUCCAGAAUAUGUACAAAUUGGUACCUAGUACACAGUCACAGCUUACGCUAAGAGAUAAUAAGAAGUUGGUCCCUGUUACAAUAAUCAAACAAGUUAUUCAGAAUCGGACACAGUCAAAAACUUCAGAUAGUUCUUCUCUGCCGGGAGCAAUACUAGUGCAUCUUAUUGUUCCAGGUCUCAAUGAAACUCAGCAAAAGCUUCUUCCUCCUCUGUCAAUAGAUGACAUAACUCAAGUAUCCAGAAAAAAACUGGGUAAGAAUGAAACUCAAGUAUGGCCUGCUGAAUCCAAAACACCAGAAGUUCAAGAAAUCUCGCCUCAGUCCCUUCCAGCUCAGGCUGAGAAAAAACACGGACCUAAGGAAUUUAAAUCAACGCCUAAACCUGAAUUGCAAACUCAAAACAUAUUGGCUUCUAAUGAAAUACAUCCACUUCCUUCUGGAACCAGAAUCUUUGAUGCUCCAAAAAGUCCAUUGACAGAACUUGCUACUCAGAGUCCAACCUUGAAAUCUGUAUCUCUACCUUCAGCAGAUACCAGAGAGAUGGAGAUAGCUUUUGAUGAAAAGCAGCCUAUUUCAUCAAGAUCCAAAACAUCUGGUACCACAGAAGUGCAACCCACAAUAUCUGCUUCACGUGGCUUUCCUCAUGUUACUUCUACUCCUCAAACUUUUACAGCUUCAGAAAUAACAGACACUGCUGGAUUUACUGCUGAUUUGGAGAUAACCAUGCCUAUAAUUACCACAGAACCUCAUUUGUUAGAAACAGCACUGGCUACUAGGAGGCCAAAGCUGAAACCUACUUCUCCAUAUGUUGCACCCCAAGGAAGAGUGGAGGCGACCCAGAGACGGGGCCCGGACUCCACCUCAACUGCUUCACCGAAAGCCACGAGGACUAUGAAGGCUACCCGGAGGCCGAGGCUGAAAUCCACCACUCCUUCCUCCCUGACGACCCAGCAAACUGUGAUUGAUUUUCUUUCAGCAUUUGAUGAAAAGCAGCCUGUUUCUCCAAUAUAUGAAACAUCUACCAUCCAAGAAAUGCUGUCAUCUGUACCUGCUCUCCCAAGAUCAGACAUGGAUUCAACCUCUUUUCCUUCUCUGGAAACCACAAGAACUGUGAUGGCUACUAGGAGGCCAAAGCUGAAACCUACUUCUCCAUAUGUUGCACCCCAAGGAAGAGUGGAGGCGACCCAGAGACGGGGCCCGGACUCCACCUCAACUGCUUCACCGAAAGCCACGAGGACUAUGAAGGCUACCCGGAGGCCGAGGCUGAAAUCCACCACUCCUUCCUCCCUGACGACCCAGCAAACUGUGAUUGCUUUCUCUGAUAUUCAGCCUGUUUUUUCAAGCCCUAUGACACCUAGUAAGCCUGAAAUAGCAGAUACUGGACCAGCAACAAGUGAAUCCAUUCUGGAAUCUUUCACACCUAAAACUUCUCGUCCUUUUCAAUGGCCAAGGGUAACAUUAGCUCCUAAAGAAAUACCACUUAUUCCUUCUAAACUGAAACCGUCUGCUACCCCAGAAGUACAGCAUGCGGUAACUGCUCCAAAACCCCCACUUUCAGAACCUAAAACUUCUCAGACUGUUGAACAACAAAAAGCAACCUUAGCUCCCAAAGAAGCAAAACUCACACCUUCUGCAUCUAAACCUAGACCAUCUGCCAGACCCAAAAAGCCACAGACUGAACCUGUGGUGGAAUCUAUUACACUUAGAGUUGAACCACCAAGGUCAAUGAUAGCUCCAAAGGAGAUUCCUCAUAUUCCUUCUAAACCUAAACCUUCACCCAGACCUCAUAUUCCACAGGCUGAAGAUGUCCUGGAAUCUGUAACAUUUAGAACUGAUCAACCAAAACCAACAAUAGUUCCAAAAGAAUCACAUCGUAUUCCUUCCAGACCUAGGAUAUCACCAAGCUCAGAAGUGCCACAGACCAAGCCUGCUCUGGAACCAAUUACGUUUAGAACUGAAAAACCAAAGUCAACGUCAGUUCCUAGAGAGACACGUCAUGGGCCUGCCAAACCUAAAACAUCACCCAGUCCACGUAUUCCUCCAACCAGAGCAAGUCCAAAAGAAAGUCGACGAGUCACUUCCAAGCCCAGAACAUCACCGAGUCCAGAUCUACCACAUACAAAACCUGCUCCUAAAGAAACACAACAAACUUCCUUUAGACCUAAACCAGCUCCCAUUCCAGAUGCUUUACAACGCAAGCCUGGAAUCAUUCCAUCCUUCCGUGAACCAGAUACUACUAUGAUUCCUCAAAUGCCUGAAAGAAUAAAACCAACACUGGCUGCAACUGAAAAACAAUUCAUUCAUACCAAACCAAAAACAUCUGAAAAGCCAAGAGUGCCACACACCAGACCUGCAGUACAUCAAACAACCCCACAACCAAUUAUCACAAAAACUUCUACCACCACUGAGCAGUCAAGGGCAACAAUGGCUCCAAAAGAAACAAUGCUCAUUCCCUCCAAACCUAAAACAUCUGUUGAGACAGAAGUACCACAGACUAAACCUGCUCCAAAGACAACACACCUGGGAUCGAUUAACCUUAUAACAGUUCAUGUUGUUGAUGGGUCCAAAAUGACUUUGGUUCCCAACGAAACGUAUCAGAUUUCACCCAAACCCAAAACUGCUCUCACAACUGAAAUUCCAUGGUUGUAUACAGCAGGACACAAAACACGUCUCACUUCUUUAAGACCAAGGCCAUCUGAUAAAUCACCAGCCAGACCUGCUCUGAGUAAAACUACAGUAGCACCAGCUAGAACAAAAGCACCUGGAUUGCCAAAGUGGAUUGUGCCAACAACAGAUGACAUAUAUACACCUGAGGAUAUUGCCAGACAUAUUGGCAUGGGUGUAAAAAAACCUUUUGAAUAUAUUGACACUUGGGAGAAGCCAUUCUCUGUAACUACAUCACCUAGACCUCAGCAUCCUCCUAUACCUCCAGUCAAGCCUACACCAAUGCGAAGAAAGCCUCUGCCUCCAAACACUGUGACGGGUAAACCAGGCAUUCCAGCUAAACCAGCUGGACCAACAAUGCCUGUGAAGACAGGAGUGUCGUAUAAGACACCAACAGCUUUUGCAACUCCAGAGUAUUAUGUUGAUGCAACUGUCUUCAGUUCAAGCCCUACGUCAGAAACAGAUUCUUCAGGCAAACCAAGGUACCUAGCACCCCAUGUCAAGUAUAUGAAGAAAGAUGAUGAUGUGCCAUGCUCUAUCACAAGCUCUCUUGAACACUUCCCUCAAGAAGAGGCUGGCAUCAAAGAAGAACCUACUCGUCCUCCACAAAAUCCUCCAACCAACCUCACAGUCGUGACUGUCGAGGGCUGUCCAACAUUUGUCAUAUUGGACUGGGAAAAACCAGACAAUGAUACUGUUACUGAGUAUGAAGUUGUGUCAACUGAAAAUGGAGCAACUGAUGGUGAAAAGGAGAAGUCGAUUAUCACUACAAAUCAAACCCAUUCUACUGUGGAAAACCUAAAACCUGACACAAGUUAUGAAUUCCAUGUGAAACCUAGAAACCCCCUUGGUGAAGGUCCAAGUAGCAAUGUUGUGGCUUUCAGUACUGAAUCAGCGGACCCAAGAGUGAGCGAGCCUAUUUCAAUGGGAAAGGAUGCUAUCUGGACUGAAAUCCCAUUCAAUUCUGACACAUACUCAGAAUGCAAAGGGAAACAAUAUGUGAAAAGGACCUGGUAUAAGAAGUUUGUAGGUGUGCAGCUGUGUAAUUCUUUAAGAUACAAGAUAUACCUCAGCGAUUCACUUACAGGAAAAUUCUAUAACAUAGGAGACCAGAGGGGCCAUGGAGAAGAUCACUGCCAAUUUGUAGACUCCUUCUUAGAUGGAAGGACAGGACAGCAAGACAAUCUACCAGUCAAAGACGGAUUCUUCAGGGCAGUUCGUCAGGAACCUGUCAAGUUUGGAAAAAUAGGUGGGGAGACUCACAUCAACUACGUGCGCUGGUACGAGUGCGGAACAUCAAUUCCUGGGAAAUGGUAGAUGUGAUGGGGACCUGGCGAAGAGACCCAGCACCAAGCACCCUUGCGACUGCCCCAAGCAAGCUCAAAGAUGGGAAUGUAUGGUAUGCCUGUCACUUACACAAGUUUGCUGGCGUGUAAGGUUUAUGCAAGUCUAAUGCCAAUACUGCAUUAAUUGUGUAAUAGCGUAGGCUGCUUACUGUAGUUAUCCAGUUUUACAAAUUUGUCUUUAGAUUAAAAAGAACACAGGCUAGGGACACGGUGUAGGAUAAUGUAUAGGGAAGCUGGCUCCCUAUUCUUGAGGUAUGGUUUCUAAGGUAUUUUAAGAGAUACGGUGUGUAUAUUAUUUAUCACAAUGUUGUAAUAAAUGUUUAAGGCACAGUUAUGGUAAAAGUUGGUCAUGGAAUACAGUAUGUGUUAGUUUUGAAAUAUCCACUGGUCUUGUAAGUGCCAUAAGCUGUCUGCCCAGGUAAUUCUGCCACGUUUCCCCCAUUGUAAAUUAUAGAAAAGUCCCCAGAGGUUUUAAUAUCCUGCAACCAGGAAACUUGAAGUGCUUUCCCCUUACACGUACCAACAGCCCGUACUCCUGCCCAAACACCGAGUUUUAUUGUGUGUGGAUCUUUGAAUGAUAGGGUUCGUGUUUUUUUUCCCAUACUUGUUUUCAAAUGCAAGUUUCACCUCCAGCAAAACCUCCAAUAUGGUUGGCCCGUGGCUCUGGAGUUAGAAGUGCUGCCCCUUAGCGAGGCAGUGGUUUGUGUUCCUCUAAUGAAAGCAGGCAGGUACACGCGUAUGUGGAGAAGCAAUGAAACCGGUCUCCGUUGCUGUGGCGUUCCAUAAAGGGGUCAUUUUCAGAGAUUGAGUCAUAAUGGUUCGGAAAUGAGAUGUACGUACAUUGCAGGAGGGUUUGGGACAAUAAGUGAAAUGGGAAAAAGAAGCGGUCGUAAUGGCGUCAUCACUCAGGUCUGGUUUAUUAAGAAAGAAGGAAUGGUUUGGUUUAAAACAUUGCUCACUGGGGAAAAAGGGGAAAUAGUGAUAAGUGAACUUUUAAAACUGCUUUAUGGCAAUUGAAACCUCUCCUAAAGCUACUUGUUGUACUGCUUGAACAUUUAUGAACUAAAUAAAGAGAUGUAGGUUUUUUUUUUAAAAAAAAGGUGUUAUUCAUUACAUUACUAAUGUAUUGAAAAAUAUGAACGGGACACCCAGAUAUAUAUAUAGUAGAAAUAGUCAUUUAUAGAAAAUGCCUUAUAAAGUACAUUGCAGGUACACUGUACUCCUAAUAAAAUAUUUUUUAAUCAA